This is a messenger RNA of Morchella sextelata, 411 nucleotides long. RefSeq lists its product as uncharacterized. The record is from RefSeq and is a predicted model, not a curated record. The coding region runs from base 1 to 411 and encodes 136 amino acids. NCBI's taxonomy places the organism in Eukaryota, Fungi, Ascomycota, Pezizomycetes, Pezizales, Morchellaceae. The transcript has 6 exons.
AUGCGAUGGUUGGAGGUUGGAAGAAGCAGAAGAAGCGAGUUAGACACACCCUCUCUGCUUUCGUUGUUGGGUUGGGUUGACAGCAUUGGGGCCCCGCGGAGUGUUGGGCGUGGGAGCGAAGGAAAGGAAGGGCGUGCGUGUGUGGUUGAUACUUGCCUCUCUUUUCUUUUCCUUUGUUUUGCUGCGUGCGGCAAUGGCGACGAGUCUUGCGCUAAAAUGAGUGUCGUUCGUGCGGAGGAAACAGUUUCUACAUACAGAGUACUGUCGCGUCUAAGUUACUCCCUCACUUCCUUUCAUAAUCCAUCAUUGGCCCUUCCUUCACUGGAGUACAGCAGUCCCCAACCGCUGGGUCAGCCACCGGGAAGGAAGGGUUCGGUUUGUCCUCGGGCGACCGCGUUUCGGGGUCGGUAG